AUGAAGGUGAUCCACCACGGGGCUCGCAAGAACGUCCCGGGGGCCGACCUCCUUCGGCUGCCCGGACUUGACGCUCACCGAACGGCGCCGGCACCGAGCGACUCUCCGGAGGAAACGUCGUCGUCGCCGCCGCCACCGGGCGCCAGGCUGCGCUUGUCAAAGGCCAACAAGGGCGCGAUGGUCAAAGUGGUCCGGCGGCACCUGUCCCCUCAGACUCCCCGUCUGGAGAGUCUGGAGGCGGCUUGGAGCGGCCGAGUCCCGCGCAGCCCGGAGCUGAGGGGCGGCGAGCGGGAGGAAGGUCACGCCGGGCGGCCUCCCCGCAGCCGGAAGAAAGGAUUCAAACCCCCCGACGUCAGGACCAUCUUCACCCCCGGGGAAAGGGAUCCCCGAGUGAAGGAGGAGUCCGGGGAGGGCCACAGCUUCGGAGCCGGCGGGGAGGGCACCUGGUGCGACGUGUGCUGCAAAUACAUCUUCCAGAAGGGGCUCACCUGUGCAGGCUGCAAGUACGCGUGUCACGCCGCCUGUCGAAGCCGCGUGAGUCUCGACUGUCACCCCGCCGCGGUCGCGGUGCCGCUGGCGACGUCGCCCGUCACUCAGGACCGGCUCAACAACAACCACGGCGACCCCGCGCCGCCAACGCAUGAUGUGGACAAGGAGAGCAAGCUGCGCACAGAGUUCAGCCGAGAAGAAAUCGGGCAGAAGAUCGAGGAGUACAACACGCUGACCAGAGACCACCUCAAAAUGACCCUGGCUUCCAGCGGCGUGUACACGGGUUUCAUCAAGGUCCAGAUGGACCUGCGGAGGCCGGUGACGGUGCGCGCCGGCCGGAGGGCACCGGCGGCGGGAAGCGGGGACGCGGCGGCGGGGGCCGGCGAGGCUUUCUACCUGCCCAGGGGAGUCAGCAACACCCUGCACAUCAGCUCACACAACACCGUCAGACAGGUGAUCGUGGCCCUGCUCAAUAAAUUCACCGUCGCCGACAACCCCGCAAAGUACGCCCUGUACAAACGAUAUCGGCGAGAGGAGCAGGUGUAUGUGUGUAAAUUGUCAGAUGGCGAGCAGCCGCUGUUUCUCCGUCUGGUGGCGGGACCCGACGACGACACGCUGGGCUUCGUCCUGCGGGAGCAACAGACCGGGGAAGUCUUGUGGGACGCCUUCUCCAUUCCGGAGCUGCGCAACUUCCUGCGUAUCCUGGACAAGGAGGAGGAUGAACAGAAGGAGGCGCUGCUGCGUCGAUACGACCUCUACCGCCACAGACUGAAGGAGGCGCUGCGAGAGGUGCGGGGAGGCGCCCCAUAAAACUCGGAAGAGCCACCCCCCCCAGCCCCCUCCCCCAUAAUGUGGCGAAGAAGAGGCGUGUGGACUUUUCGGACUGAUGUGCCAUGAAGCUUACAAAAGACUUAUUUAAUUCCCUCACUACACUCUGCACAGAUUUUAUUUUCCUAAUUUAUAUGGGGUGGAGCUUUUUCAUUUUAGUUCAGCACAGGCGGUGUAAACAAUCACCAAGCAGAGAAGAGGAAAGCAACAAAGAGCAGGACGUUAAGAUGGGAAGAUGAGAAAGUUGGAUUGGAUGGAAGACUUGAGCACGCCCUCGGGAUGAUUGUGCUUUGCAUGGAGCGGAUUCAGGAGGUAGAUGACGCGGGAUAGAGAAAGUAGAAUAGAAACGUCACUCAGUAGAAGACCGAAAAGCAUCUGAUAGCGUUUGGCGAUACCGUGGCCCAUCUGCCAAGCGAACGCUGAUGAUCUGUCGAGGAACACCCACUGCACUGCACGCCUCUUUUUGGGCGGGAUGACGGAAUUGUGAUCAACAGCCAAGCGAAAUAAGGCAUGAAAUGUGCGUGAAGUUGGGCUUUUGAGUGUAUUUUUAGUUUGAAUCCAAAAUGUGCUUCUACCUUAAGCUACGCAUCUUAGGUUCAUCCUGAAAUUUCGCCCAACUUUUUGUGAGUAAUGUGGAGGCUAUGGGGGGGUGAUUAGCCGAGAAAAACGCGGCGACGACGCCAACUCGUCUCUCUUAGUUUUGUAUUCUUUUUCUUAUAUUCGCUCGAUGUAACCAAAGAUUAUUUUGUGGUGUUGCCUGGUGCAAAAAAAAAGAAAAGGAAAAAAUAGUAGAUGCAGAAUAUAUCGAAUAGAGGUUUAUUUAAGUGAUUUCUAUGUCUAUUAAACACUGGCUUUACACGGAAGCACCGAAUGGUCAGAAGCGGAACGAAAGGGGGCAUUAUGACAUUUUUAGAUGGUUACAGGCUCGGUCAAGAUAACGGGGCAUUUAGGCGAUUGUUUUUCUAGUUUUCUUUUUAAUGCUGGAUGGUAUAAUUUGCAAGUUUGUUUUUAUUUUGGCCUUUCUGUGCUUCCGUAUUUGAUUUGAACGUCUCUAUGGAAACACGUAUCACGCCUGGUGUGUUAUUGUUGUAAGCUGAACUUGACAUCAGUUGUAUCAACUUCAAGUCUUACGUUUUUGUUUUUGGGGGGCACUUUAAAUGAUUGAAAUACAGGGUCGAUGGGUUGUUUUUUUUGGGGGGGGGGCUUUGUACGCGAUGUUAACUCUUUGUUUUGAUCAAUUCAAAUCCUAUUUUUAUUCUUUUUGAAUGGCUUUCGUAUGCAGCCAUUUAGAGAGUAGAGUAUACACUGAAUCAGUUCUUAUUGUGUUACUAUGGCAACGUGUGAUCCAAAGGCUGUUUUAUUGUUUUGGAACUGGACAUUCAACAAGUGUGAGGCGAUGAGAGACGUCGAGCAGCUUGUCAUCCCAAUUCUAAUGGACGUUGAUUUAUUGCUGAUUUCAAAGCCUUUAAGCCAUAUUCAAGGAAGAAGUUAGUCCGUCAGAAAACCUCAGCAGUGCCUUUCUAUUUUCGUUCAAUAGCAUCUGCAGAAAAAAAAUGUUGUAUUUUGUUGUAAUGGUCACCUUCCGCUGGAAAGGAGAGCUGUGCAGCUAUUAAAAUGACAUUUAAAUUAAGAACAA
Messenger RNA from Hippocampus zosterae (dwarf seahorse), 2953 nucleotides. RefSeq names its product Ras association domain family member 3 (gene rassf3). Gene Ontology annotation, biological process: signal transduction. Lineage: Eukaryota; Metazoa; Chordata; Actinopteri; Syngnathiformes; Syngnathidae. The transcript has 7 exons. The coding region runs from base 1 to 1299 and encodes 432 amino acids. The record is from RefSeq and is a predicted model, not a curated record. Gene Ontology annotation, cellular component: cytoplasm.